This is a messenger RNA of Penaeus monodon (black tiger shrimp), 1181 nucleotides long. Its product is annotated as probable protein phosphatase CG10417. Gene Ontology annotation, molecular function: protein serine/threonine phosphatase activity; cation binding. The record is from RefSeq and is a predicted model, not a curated record. Gene Ontology annotation, biological process: protein dephosphorylation. Lineage: Eukaryota; Metazoa; Arthropoda; Malacostraca; Decapoda; Penaeidae.
AAAACUCAGAUUCUGAGACCGAGGAGGUGGACAACCUGUAUCGGGAAGCCACCAUGCCUCUGGAUGAGGUCAUGGCACAGUACACAGAGAACCCUCAAAUUGCCAGAUGUAAAAAAGAGAAGCCUUAUGCGGAAUUUGCUAUGAAUAUGAAGGAAGAGCCUGGCUUUGACAGUGGAUGCACAGCCUGCCUAGCACUGAUCAAAGACAAUGAGCUCUAUGUGGCCAAUGUGGGCGAUUCACGCUGCGUUGUGUCCAGAGAUGGCAAAGCAAUUGAGAUGAGUCUUGACCACAAGCCAGAGGAUGAUCCUGAGGCAGCAAGAAUCAUCAGAGCAGGAGGGAGAGUAACAGCUGAUGGAAGGGUCAAUGGAGGACUCAAUCUCUCAAGAGCUAUUGGUGACCAUGGCUACAAGCAAAACAAAAACCUCUCGGCAGAGGAACAAAUGAUCAGUCCGCUCCCUGACGUUCGUUCCAUGACACUAGAACCCAAAGAUAACUUCAUAAUUGUUGCCUGCGAUGGAAUCUGGAACUCACUUUCAUCUCAGGAAGCCUGUGACUUUGUCUGUGAGAGGUUGAGUGAGGAUACGAAGCUCUCAAAGAUUUGUGAGGAGUUAUUUGACCACUGUCUAGCCCCAGACACUCAUGGGGAUGGCACAGGCUGUGACAACAUGACGUGCAUCAUCAUCAAGUUGAACAAAUUGAAGGUGGAGUCAAGUGGGAGUGCCAAGAGAACUUCUGACGAAGCUGGCAAUGAUGGGAUCAAGCAGGAGGACAAGAAAUUCAAAAGUGACGGCGAAUAAUGACCAAUAGGGCAUAGGAGAUUUUAUUUUCAAACUAGUGUUUAGGGUUGGGGCGGGAGGGAUUCCAGGGGUAGGGGGUCUUUGCUGGAACCUAGUGUUGUUGUUUCACUUCCCCAUGGGCCAGCCUUGUGAGGAAAUGGACGCAGGAAGGCCGUGUGUCUGCAGAUUGCUCUCUCACUUUCAACAGAUGGACCAGAGAUGAGAAUGCUGCAAUGAACUGUAGUGCAACUGUUGUACAACUCUUGCAUGAUUGUGAGAAGUGUGGCCAUCUCAAAAUCAAGAGGUUACAGUAUCAAAGUGAAACCUUUAGGGUGAAGGAAUUAUGCCAGAAAGAGACCGUAAGUUAUCUCUCUUUUAAAAUCACAGUGGCGGUUGAGGACCAAA